Molecule: messenger RNA, 3371 nt
Organism: Sciurus carolinensis (gray squirrel)
Lineage: Eukaryota; Metazoa; Chordata; Mammalia; Rodentia; Sciuridae
Gene: Scrt2
Product: scratch family transcriptional repressor 2
Exons: 2
Coding region: 398-1321 (307 amino acids)
Biological process (GO): regulation of DNA-templated transcription
Molecular function (GO): RNA polymerase II cis-regulatory region sequence-specific DNA binding; DNA-binding transcription factor activity, RNA polymerase II-specific
Source: RefSeq, a predicted model, not a curated record
UGCCCCCACCGCCGCCGGUUCAGGGGAACGUGUGCGGAGCGAUUGUCCUGGGGGACAUUUGAUGGAUUAGAGCGCUGAACAGUUCCAUUGCUAGGGGACCACCUGAUCUCCUCCAGCCUGCGUCCCAUAUAAAGCCGGCAGCCGGAGUGCUGAGCACAGCUCCAGCGAUCGCCUGUCUGCACGCCGCCGCCGCCAAGCCCGAGCAGGAGCCCGAGCCCGAGCCCGAGCCGGGGCCGCCGCCGCCGGUGCCGGCUCCGAGCGGCCGCCCGCCCGCCCGCCCGCUGGGAGCUGUCCAGUGCUGAAACCCGCGCGGACAGCCAAUCGCGCCCGGCUGGCCGCCUCCCCCCACCGGGGCCCCGCGCAAGUGCCCCCCGCCGAGCCCCCCGCCAGCUGCACCAUGCCGCGCUCCUUCUUGGUGAAGAAGAUCAAAGGGGACGGCUUCCAGUGCAGCGGGGUGCCGGCCCCCACCUACCACCCCUUGGAGACUGCCUACGUGCUGCCUGGCGCCCGGGGGCCUCCCGGGGACAACGGUUAUGUCCCGCACUGCCUGCCCCCGAGCGGCUACGAUGGCGACCAGAAACCGGGCCUGGAGCUGGCGCCCGCCGAGCCCGCGUACCCGCCCGCGGCGCCGGAGGAGUACAGCGAUCCCGAAAGCCCGCAGUCGAGCCUGUCCGCGCGCUACUUCCGCGGGGAGGCGGCCGUGACCGACAGCUACUCCAUGGACGCCUUCUUCAUCUCGGACGGGCGCUCGCGGCGGCGGCGGGGCGGGGGCGGCGGGGACGCGGCGGGCGCGGGGGACGCCGGGAGCGCCGGGGAGCGCGCGGGGCGCGCCGGGGCGCCGGCGGGCGGCGGGCACCGGCACGCGUGCGCCGAGUGCGGCAAGACGUACGCCACGUCGUCGAACCUGAGCCGCCACAAGCAGACGCAUCGCAGCCUGGACAGCCAGCUGGCGCGCAAGUGCCCGACGUGCGGCAAGGCGUACGUGUCCAUGCCCGCGCUCGCCAUGCACGUGCUCACGCACAACCUGCGCCACAAGUGCGGCGUGUGUGGCAAGGCCUUCUCGCGGCCCUGGCUGCUGCAGGGCCACAUGCGCUCGCACACCGGCGAGAAGCCUUUCGGCUGCGCGCACUGCGGCAAGGCCUUCGCCGACCGCUCCAACCUGCGCGCGCACAUGCAGACGCACUCGGCCUUCAAGCACUACCGCUGCCGCCAGUGCGACAAGAGCUUCGCGCUCAAGUCCUACCUCCACAAGCACUGCGAGGCCGCCUGCGUCAAGGGCGCCGAGCCUCCCCCGCUGCCCCCCGCUGGCCCGGCCAGCUGAACCUCCCGCCAGACCCGCGCGCCCGGAACUCGCUCCCCACGCGCCCCGGGUCCCCCACCUGCGCCCGCAGCGCCCUCUCCAACCCCCAGCUGCGUUUCCCUGCCCAUGCCCCUCCGGGGGACCCCAUCCUGACCCGAAACUUUCUUCUUCAGUCCCCACACACACACCUCACUUCUGGAACUAUCUUCCCCAGCGCGCCCUAGUCAUGUCGUCCUUUCCUGCCACCGCUGACCUUGACCCCGCUGUCUGCCUUCAAGGCUCCCAACUCAGGCACCAGGUCCGCACAUCUCCUAGGCCCUAGAGUCGGAAAUUUCUCCCAUCCAGACCCUGCACCGCUCUAACUUUCAAACCUUUCUUCUCAAUGAAGUCUCUGAUCAUUCCUCUCUUGAUACCCCCGAAUCUAAGGCCCAAGCCCACCCACGUCUGCCUCAGUUUCCCUUAACCACCUGAACUCUAAGGCCCUGCAUAACACAAUCCAACCCCAGGCCAUCCCUUGGGUCUCUCUGAGUCUCCCUCAGUGGUUCCACCUGGGGAUCUUCAUUUUAACCCUCCUUUGGUUCUCAGUGGGCCCCAUCCCCUCCAUACCCGUACCCGGGUCUUAGAUUCAGCUAUUCACUCACCACCCCCUCCACUUCUCACCUUCAAUCUGGGGGGAGGGUCCUCACCACCCGUCCCACCUUGCUCUCUCCAGAUGCCCCUCCCUCUCGCAGCUCUCAUUCCUGACUUGACCUAACCUAGAGCGGACCUGAGGGGCAGUUCAGGGCCCUGCCCCCUAAUGUAACCCAUCACCCAGGACAACCCUUCCCUGGGCUUCCAGCCUGGAGUUACCCCCUCCCCAGAUUCUCUGAGCACUUUCCUCCAUCCCCAGGACUACAGGUACCCCUCCUUAUUUUCGGGAUGGGGGAGGCCUGGAACACCUCACCAAUGUCCCCCCUUGUCCAGCUGGGCCCUUCCGAUUAUUUAUUUGCGUAUUUAUUUAUUUAUUUAUUUAUCUAUCUAUUUAUUAUUCUAUUUAAUCUCUUGGCCUCACCCAGGGACAGUCUGACUUCCCAGCUGGACUGGGAGGUCAGGGAGCCAGGCAAGGAAAGGGACAGCUAAGGCCAUACUGGGCUGCCCCUCCUCUCCGCCACACACACACACACACACACACACACACACACCCUCUGGUCUCGGGAGAAACCCCACCCUCAUCAGAGCCUGAACUCGAUAAGGAAGGGGACUCCAGAAUGAGAGGGGAACCUGCUGACCCUCAACUGGCAGGGAGGGGAGGGAGAGGGCAUCAGGAGGUCCUGUCACGGGGCAGGUCCCCGCCCUCCUGAGCCUUCCACCCCUGCUCCAAGAAGCCCGGAGAGAGGAGCCUCCUCGUUUUCUUAUUUAUUCCUCUUCUCGAGGGACCCCAGGUUCCAGGGACCGACUGAGCCCCGGACCCCGCUGGGGCCCGCUCCCCGGGAGGAGCGCUCUCUCCCGGCCACGUCUAUGCAACUCUCCCGGGCAGAGGGGCCGGGGCCGCCAGCCGCCCGCCCGUUGGCUGCCACUACCUCCUCCGCCGCGCUUUUGCAUGCCCGCGUGAGGACCGAAGCACACACCUCCACGCGCACGGGCCCUGGCGCCCUCUGCUUUAAGCACACGCCUCUGCCCCCAUCGCUCUGCGCCCAGCUUGCGGGCACGAGUCCUGGACUCUCCCACCCCUCCCGGUCUCCAGCCGCAAAAGAGGGUGGAGACCGGCGCGGCCCCUGCAGCGAGGGCCCUUCUCCAGGGCUUCAGAGAGGUGGGUGGAGCUUUGUCCAGCUCCAGGCCCACCUGAAAGGGAGACUGCGGGGACGGUGGGAGAGAGAGGGGUCGCAGAAGCAAUUAUGGAGGGUGUUGACCCUGUAAAUAGGAACUUCUGACAGCAAUAAUUUUCCAUGCAUGCUAAGCCUUUUGGCCAUAUUUUGUAUGAGCGCUUGGCGCUCCCCCUCCCUCCCCUUCCAACUCAUCCCCAGACCCCCAUCCCUUCCCCACCUUCAGCAGUAUUACUUGUAACACAAUUCAGGGAUAUUAAAGGGACUUU